Molecule: messenger RNA, 2445 nt
Organism: Exaiptasia diaphana
Lineage: Eukaryota; Metazoa; Cnidaria; Anthozoa; Actiniaria; Aiptasiidae
Product: choline O-acetyltransferase-like
Exons: 7
Coding region: 38-2131 (697 amino acids)
Biological process (GO): carnitine metabolic process; fatty acid metabolic process
Cellular component (GO): mitochondrion
Molecular function (GO): carnitine O-palmitoyltransferase activity
Source: RefSeq, a predicted model, not a curated record
AUGGAAGAACUUAAAACGACAAACCCCGUAUUGAAACAUGAAAAAYGAUCGUGAUCUUCAUCGUAAACUUUCUGACUGGGACAAUCAUGUACACAGUACAAACGUGCCACCAUACCACACAUUGAUCGAUUAYCUAUGUCGUAGAAUUAUUUCAUCUCGCUGUUUGGUUCUGGUGGGGUGCGUCGUUAGAUUCUUAUUAAGAUGUUUGCUGUAUUUCCUGGGAUUUGAAGAAGCGCAUAAAAGAAAAAUAUUUUCCUCUAAUCUUAUUCGUUUAAGAAUCCAAGAAGACCAUGACAAAGAUGCCAUUAACAACUGCUGGUAUUGCCCRAAGUUGGCAGACGAUAGGUUUGGACUUCGCCCAGGAGAAACAAUCCUSGAUGCUAGCASUCUACCCAACCAAGUACAAAUAUCAUACGCUAUKRUAAUACGAGGGCUUGCUCACGAUCCAUCGACCUCUAUUCUUGAUGGCCUUGGCGAAGACAAUAAUAAUAAYAACAAGAAUGUUAGUCCAGGUCGACUUAAAGAMGACUUUAAUUCUCCCAUGGUGCACCGCGCUGCCUUAYUAAUUCUUUCGAUACUGAAAGCGCGAGAGUUUUAUUGUGGAGACCAGUUUAACCCUGAUAUGUACAGAGAAAAACCAUUGACCAUGCAGUGGUAUAGUUAUUUGUUUGGUACAUCGAUACAAUUUCAUCGUGAACUCAUUGAAAGGUACACUACGUCCAGGGAAUUUUCCAGGCAUAUAGUGGUGAUAUAUCAGGAAAAGUUGUACAAAGUACAUCUGAUAAGGAAAGAUGUUAUGGGCGAAGAUGUGAUGCCCACAUAUGAAGAAAUUAAGAGACAAAUGGAACGAGUUGUUCAGAUGUCCACUGAUAAAUCAGCAUUAUGUGUAAAUCCAUUGACAACACUUCCAGCAAAGGAACGCUACUUACUUGAACAGAAUCUAAGAGAGGCCAGUGAUAGAAAUCGUUACAACUUCGGCAUUAUUCGAGACUGUUUACUAGUGGUUUCUUUAGAUUCCGAAGAUUCGCCGAGAAUGGCUAACGAGACMCUGUAUUUUCUGCAUUCUAAGAAUUUUUCAAACCGUUGGUAUGACCGUAGCGUUAAUCUUGUGGUAUUUAAAAAUGGAGUUGCUGGUUUUGUAAUGAAUUAUUUGUGUGGUAUGACUGGGACUGUAGUAUCGUCGUUUGUUCAAUUGAUUAAACAAUUUGAAGAGGAAAUUCUGCAAAAGUUACAAGAAGAGAAUUCAGCUAAACAUGAUCAAAUCAAGCUGAAAGAAUUAAGCUCACCAUCUCUUCUAUCAUGGGAUGACACGGAGGACAGCACCAUUUCCAGGAAGAUGAAGCUGGUACGAAGCUUAAAAAAUCAAAGUUGUCCUUUCACCCCAUCAUGCCCAGCUAUGUUUAAACUACGAUGCGAUGCAACAAGAGAUAAAUUGAUCUGUUUAGGUGUCAGUCCAUCAGGGACUUUUCAAGCUGCUCUACAGCUUGCRCUAAUGCAAAUGUGCAAACGACCGAUGGGUGUGUUUGAGAUUAUCAGUAUAAGGCACUUCAAGUUUGGAGGYCUGGCAUGGAUGGAAACAAACACCGCUGAUAUGAGACUAUUCAUAACCGCAGCUUYAGAAUAUCUCGCAAACCCAAAUCCUGGUUCUAAAGCAGCACUUAAAGCAUUACUUCUUGGUGCGAUUAAGUUGUACAGAGAGGACGUUUUACGACAUAAGAAGGGGGAAAUUAGUUUGUGGCAUUUGGAUGCCAUUUAUUGCGCUCUUGGCUUACAAACUCGUCUUCCUGGCCAGCGAAGUAAAGCGAAAAAUUUGAGGUCAUUUUUACAGCAGCCUUUAAUUGACUAUCUAAGAMGUUGUGGAGAUUAUAACGCGGUUUUGCCGCCGCGUGUGGCAGAAACGCUUACGUCAAACCCUAGCUGGAAUCCAGCAGUUGAAGCAGUGGGUCGUGUAGGGGCAAAGAGCAUGUUACCUUUAGGAGUUCAUUAUUUAUUCAGCCRGACAUCGAUCGCCGUUACUGUCUGUAGUUCCAAAUCCCAUCCCUGCCAUAGAAAGCACAAAGAGUUCGCAAAGGAACUCGACAAAGCCUUUAAAUUCAUCAUAGAACUGCUUACUGAAGACGAUCAAGGAUAAAUGAUAGGAAAUAUUUUUUUAGGAAAUAUCAAGUCUUUGAAUUAGAUAGAGUCUAGGAUGUAAUGGGUAACUUGGGCUUAGUGUUACGAGUACAACUAAAACUUAGCUACGCAUGCAUUGCAAAUUAUGAUGUACACAGCUACAACUUUACCACCAUUCACAACUAUAAACUGCUCCAGGUCUACUUAAAAAAACAAUUUGAGUGAAACUGCCCUUAAUGUAGCAGUGGCUAACACAUUCUCUUAUAGAAAAUCUGCAAUAUUGGGGAUAAAAUAUUUUAAAUUCAAUAAACAGAACAACACUCUUUUAAAUGA